Messenger RNA from Saimiri boliviensis boliviensis (Bolivian squirrel monkey), 2711 nucleotides. It is a transcript of the gene MSL3B, whose product is annotated as MSL complex subunit 3B. The record is from RefSeq and is a predicted model, not a curated record. Gene Ontology annotation, biological process: regulation of DNA-templated transcription; chromatin organization. Gene Ontology annotation, cellular component: NuA4 histone acetyltransferase complex; MSL complex; nucleus. NCBI's taxonomy places the organism in Eukaryota, Metazoa, Chordata, Mammalia, Primates, Cebidae.
CGCGUAGGCGGCGCUGCGUGUGCGUCCUCACGCCGAUGCGCGCCGCCGACGGAGGAGGCCUCUGGACCACGGCCUCUCCAUCAGAGAAAAAGAUGAAAAUGGUGAAAACUCAUUAAGCAGUUCCUCCGACAGUCGUGAAGACAAGGAUGAAGAAAUAAGUGAAGAAAGCGAUAUCGAAGAAGAGACGGAAGUGAAAGAAGAGCGGCAGCUCUAAACAAAAAGGGAAAUGGAAGAAAGAACAAUAACUCUAGAAAUCCCUGAAGUUCUGAAGAAGCAGCUGGAGGAUGAUUGUUACUACAUUAAUCGGAGGAAAUGGUUAGUGAAACUUCCAUGUCACACUAAUAUCAUAGGGAUUUUGGAAUCCUAUGUGAAGCAUUUUGCUGUCAGUGCAGCCUUUCCAGCCAGUGAAAGACCGCCUCAGCGUCACACUAUGCCACAUGCCAACAUGAACGUGUCUUUUAUCCCAGCAGAAAAGAAUGUUGACCUUUGUAAGGAGAUGGUGGAUGGAUUAAGAAUAACCUUUGAUUACACUCUCCCGUUGGUUUUACUCUAUCCGUAUGAACAAGCUCAGUAUAGAAAGGUGACUUUGUCUAAGUUUUUCCUUCCAAUUAAGGAAAGUGCCACAAACACUAAUCGGAGCCAGGAGAAGCCCUCUCCCAGCCCAUGUCUGUUGAAUCCAUCCACACCUCAGUCUACAGAGAGUCAGUCGACCACCAGUGAACCAGCAACCCCCAGAAAGCGCAAAGCAGAGCCGGAAGCAUUGCAGUGUCUAAGGCGGUCCUCACGCCAUGCCGCCAACUGUGACGGGCUUUCUAAGAGCAGCGCCUCACCUCAGCCCAAGCGCUGGCAGCAGGAUAUGUCAGCCAGCAUGCCCAAGCUGUUCCUGCACCUGGAAAAGAAGACACCUGUGCAUAGCAGAUCAUCUUCACCCAUUCCUCUGACUCCUAGCCAGGAAGGGAGUGCUGUGUUUGCUGGCUUUGAAGGGAGAAGAACUAAUGAAAUAAAUGAGGUCAUGUCCUGGAAGCUUGUGCCUGACAAUUAUCCACCAGGUGACCAGCCGCCUCCACCCUCUUACAUUUACGGGGCACAACAUUUGCUGCGACUGUUGGUAAAACUUCCAGAAAUUCUUGGGAAAAUGUCCUUUACUGAGAAGAAUCUGAAGGCUUUAUUGAAGCAUUUUGAUCUCUUUGUGAGGUUUUUAGCAGAAUACCACGAUGACUUCUUCCCAGAGUCAGCUUAUGUCCCUGCUUGUGAGGCUCAUUACAGCAUGAAGAACCCCCCAGGCAAUUUAUUAAAAUGUUGAUUGUUCUGUAAGAACAACUGCUCCAUCUAGCUUGGCAUUCUGAGUUCCAGGUAAACAACUAACAAGGUGGGCCUUUACCCAAAGCACAAACACAACACUCACCUGGGGGCUCUGAUAGAGGUGUGCCAUGUUGUUUGAGUUGUCCACAUACUGUUAGUUAUUCUGUGUAGAAUUAUCUUCUAGGUGCCUGAAAGUGUUCUGCCAUUACGCUUGUACUUUGCAGGCCAUCAGUGAUGGCAGGAAAAACCAGCUGUGUUCACAGUUCCUAAGUGUACACAGCCAUUUCAGUAGACAUUGCAGUUAGCAAGAACCACAUUGUUUCUUAGUUAGCAUUAGGCAAAAUUUUUUUUGCAAAUUGGUUUCAUUCUCUCGAUGAAGCUGAGCAACACUGUCCAACAAGGUUUAGUUUGUACUUGAAAACUGCAAAGUAAUCUCAAAGUAUUCUAGAGGGAAUCAAUAUUGAUGGCAAAAGAAAAUUUGCCGCUAUCCAUUUGCUUCUAACGGUUCCUUCUCUGUGAAACACUAUUUUUGGUGAUCUAAAGAAAGGAUUGCCUUUCUUGUUUGCAAUUUUACAGCUAUACUUUUUUGUGUAAUGUUAUGGUUCCCUUUUUUGUAAAAUGUUCUUUUUGGUAAUCUAAAUAAAGCCUGUCUUUUUUGAGAAAAAGUUAAAUCAGAGCCAUAAGUACAGAUAUAAUGAUUGGAAUAUAAGAAAAUGCUAUGUAUUCAUUUAGACCAGUAAAUCUGAAAGUCUUGAAAAAAUGAAUGACUACUUAGGAAAAUAUGUGUUAUAUAAACUGGCUCCCCUCGAAAAAGUAGGUAUUCCUCAUUGUGACAACUGACAACCCCAAAGAUAGAAAUUAAAACUAACCCACAUAUUUAUUGCACACUAUCAGUGCUGACAUUUUAACAUAAAUUUUAGACCACAUAAGCGUUAGCCUUUAGAGUCAGAAAUUCCUUAGGUGCUAGCCCACAAAUUGCCACAUAAGAGAAGACAGAAAAUAUGUCACUUUCUGUCAUUCUAACAGAAAGUCCCCUAGAGGCAUAUCUUCCCAUUGUGACUUCAGUAGCAUCAAAUAGGAAAGUGAUAAUACCAUGAGGGAAUGAUGUGCCACCCACAAUAUCUGACAAAGCUGGAUGUAUUUUUGGCUAGUUAAUUUGAGCAAACCCCGUAAGUGUCCAGAUGCAUUCUUCCUAGAUUAUCAUAAUUCUCUUGCAUGUCCCUGAAUGGAUAAGCUAUGUCACAGGGCUAAGAAGUUGAACUGUGCUCUAAGUGUGAGAUACACACUGGAUUUUGAAGACUUGGUAUAUAAAAAUAAAUGUAACAUAUCUCAACAAUUUUCAGCAUUGGUUAAAUGUUGAACUGACAAUAUUUUAGAUAAAUUGGGUUAAAUAAAAUGUUACAAAAAUA